AUGACCAAUAACAUACUGCCACGCGGCCAUCUUGAGCGAAUUUGGGCGCCUCUACCUCACCUACGCAACGAAGAGAAGUGCCGCACGUUGAAACCCGACGGUUCACAGUUCAGACUCCACAGAGAUCAACUCCUGGAUUGGGAGAACUUCACCCAAGAGAUAAAGGUUCUGUCUAAUCCCUACUGUGGGAAUCAUUAUCCCUUUAUGCCCGCUGUACCAAACGAGACCUUUGGUGUAGCAAAUGAUCUAGAGGUGCAGGGUCAUUUCGUCCAAAGCGCCCUACACCCCGUGGGUGAAGCCUUGAAUUACCUGAAUUUGGGUAUGUUCUUUGGUGACUCACAGUGGGGGGUUAACCACCGGAAGGGUGACAAGAAAAAGAAGCACGAUCGUGACGAGAGCGAAGAUGAGGUGGUCAAGAAAGGGGGAAAGAAGGGAACUCUGGUUUCAGACAUCGUCAUCGUUGAGGACGAGCGUCACACGAUCCGAGCCUUGUGCGAGGUAAAGACGCACUGGGCGUUUGAGCCAGGAAAGGAAGAAACUUGGAAGAGUUUCAUAGCUCGAAAGUCUGGUGAGUCUUCCUCAUUUUUAACUGGGUUAUCCAAGUCAGUAUUCUGA
This is a messenger RNA of Aspergillus luchuensis, 615 nucleotides long. RefSeq lists its product as uncharacterized. Lineage: Eukaryota; Fungi; Ascomycota; Eurotiomycetes; Eurotiales; Aspergillaceae. The transcript has a single exon. Bases 1 to 615 code for a protein of 204 amino acids. The record is from RefSeq and is a predicted model, not a curated record.